Messenger RNA from Saccostrea cuccullata (small rock oyster), 774 nucleotides. RefSeq names its product E3 ubiquitin-protein ligase TRIM56-like. Bases 16 to 774 code for a protein of 252 amino acids. The record is from RefSeq and is a predicted model, not a curated record. Gene Ontology annotation, molecular function: translation repressor activity; ubiquitin protein ligase activity. NCBI's taxonomy places the organism in Eukaryota, Metazoa, Mollusca, Bivalvia, Ostreida, Ostreidae. Gene Ontology annotation, biological process: negative regulation of translation; protein polyubiquitination; proteasome-mediated ubiquitin-dependent protein catabolic process. The transcript is spliced from 2 exons.
ACUCUGCUGGUCGGCAUGUUGAAUACCGAUACAUGGACAGGAAAAAUAACAAGAUAUGAUCACGAAGGACAAUAUAUACAGACCAUACAACACGGCAACACAGGCCAAGAACUGUAUAGUGAUCCAGCUUACAUAACAGAAAAUAGCAAUAGAGAUAUUAUUGUGUCUGAUUGGGACCGUGGUGCUGUAGUGGUGACAGACAGUACGGGUAGGCAUCGUUUCUCCUACACAGGCCCUCCAUCAGGAUCACCACUAGCACCACGUGGAAUCUGUACUGACGUGCUGUCACACAUCCUUGUAUGCGAUGCCAACACAAACACUGUACAGAUGAUAGACAAGGAUGGCAAUUUCCUGUCAGUGAUACUGACACAACAACACGGAAUACAUAGACCAUGGUGUUUGGGAUAUGAUAACAAGAAACACCUUCUAUGGGUUGGAUCAUUGAAUGACAACAGAGUGUUUGCAUACAGAUACAUAAACAGACAUGAUUAUCUGACAGGCUUGCGUGCUAAUAUGAACAAUUGUAGUAUGCUGUUUCCAAACAAAAAAAAAAUGCCAGAAAAAGGUAGGAGCAGUCAGAAAGUGCAAGACCAAUUUUUAAUAGAACCGGAGAAAACUUCGUCACAGGAAACUCGAAAGAGUAAAUCGAAAGACGCAGGAAGAGCUGGUGAGAAGGCUGAGAAAGUUGAGAAAGGGGGUAUUUCUAAAAAUGACCUCAAAGAACUUAUGAUACAAUUAUUUAAAACAAUGGAGAAGAAUAUUGAUGACGAUUGA